Molecule: messenger RNA, 2341 nt
Organism: Dipodomys ordii (Ord's kangaroo rat)
Lineage: Eukaryota; Metazoa; Chordata; Mammalia; Rodentia; Heteromyidae
Gene: Ttc38
Product: tetratricopeptide repeat domain 38
Exons: 13
Coding region: 1-1326 (441 amino acids)
Molecular function (GO): protein binding
Source: RefSeq, a predicted model, not a curated record
AUGGAUUCAGAGACAAGUACAGCUGAAUGGAUAAAGUGGACCAAUGAUGAGACUCUUGGUGGCAUCGAGGGCUGCCUGUCAAAGCUCAGAGCCGCAGACCCAACCUUCGCCAUGGGCCAUGUCAUAUCUAACGGCCUGGUGCUCCUUGGCACUGGAACCUCCGUGAAGCUAAACAAAGAGCUGGACCUGGCUGUGAAGAAGAUGGUGGAGAUGGCCAAGACCCAGCCACUGACGCCCCGGGAGCAGCUGCACGUGGCUGCGGUGGAGACGCUUGCCAAGGGGAACAUGCCCAAAGCCAGCGACCUAUGGGAACAGAUUCUCCAAGACCAUCCGACAGAUAUGUUGGCUCUGAAAUGUGCCCACCAUGCCUUUUUUUACCUGGGCUACCAGGAGCAGAUGAGGGAUUCUGUUGCUCGUGUCUUCCCCUUCUGGACAUCUGACAUUCCCCUUAGCAACUACGUGAAAGGCAUGUAUGCUUUUGGAUUGAUGGAAACCAACUUCUACAGUAAGGCAGAAAAACUCGCGAAAGAGGCUUUGUCGAUCAACCCUUCAGAUGCGUGGUCGGUGCAUACCAUGGCUCACAUCUACGAGAUGAGAGGGGCCGUCAAGGACGGGCUGGAGUUCAUGGCGGGCUCUGAGGCUCAGUGGAAGAACUCUGACAUGCUUGCCUGCCAUAAUUACUGGCACUGGGCUUUGUACUUCAUUGAAAAGGGUGAAUAUGAGGCUGCACUGACGAUUUACGACAACCACAUCCUUCCCAGCCUUCAGAAAAGCGGUACGAUGUUGGACGUGGUGAACAACUGUUCCAUGCUCUACCGCCUUAAGAUGGAAGGGGUGCCCCUGGGCCGGCGGUGGCAGGAUGUGCUGCUCGUGACCCAGAAACACAGCCGGGACCACGCUCUGCUCUUCAAUGAUGCACACAUCCUGAUGUCCUCCCUGGGGGCUGGGGACUCCAGGACCACAGAGGAGCUGCUGAGCACCCUGAAGGAGGCCAGCGAGGCCCCAGGGGAGAACCACCAGCACUUGCUGGCCCGAGAUGUGGGGCUGCCUCUGUGCCAGGCCCUGGUGGAGACUGAGAACGGGAACCCGGACCGCGCCCUGGAGCUGCUGCUGCCUAUCCGCUACCGCAUCGUUGAGAUUGGCGGCAGCAACGCCCAGAGAGACGUCUUCAACCAGUUAGUGAUUCAUGCAGCCCUCAACUGCACAUCCAGGGCAAACAAGAAUGUGGCCCGGAGUCUUCUGAUGGAGCGUGAUGCCCUGAAGCCCAACUCGCCACUGACUGAGAGACUCAUCCGGAAGGCGAAGGCCGUCCACCUCAUGGCGUGACCCAGGCCAGGGCUGGUCCCUGGCCUUGCCAGCAUUCCUUCUGCUUCUGCUGGAUUAGGGCUAGAAGACAGCUGGGGCUCCUUGCUAGGGUUGUUAGCGGGUAAAGUUCACCUUCGAUUAAUUUAAAAUAGGAUUCUGAAAUUCCUCCCAGGCCUUGCCCGAGGUUCAUGUGCACUUUUGAGGCUCUAGAAGCAACUGGGGUUUCUGAUUGUUAUUUGCAAUUGCCUUUCAAGUGUCCUCCUACUGGCGCACCUCAUUUCCUGGGUGGUCAAGGGAUGGAAGGCAGGGCCCAGGUGGCUGGCUUAGCUGGGGAGCCCCUACAGGAAGCUCCCCCACCUGGCUGCCCCUUACCCAGCAGGCAGAGGACAAACCCUGCCAUUUUGUCUUGCAUUCCACAGGGGCCUGUGGUCUCUAGGGGAGGGAGGGUACUGGUGGGGACAUGGGCUCCAUGAACGCAUAGCCCUCUAUCCUUUCCCCAAGUGACCUUACCUCGCUGCCUUUUGCCUCAGCCCCUGCCUUCUCCCUUCACCAUUUUCCAGGAAGUUCCUGCUCUCUAGAGGACAUUGUGAGUCUCUCUGGGAGCUUGAGCGGUGUGAUUUAAGAAGUGUGUGUGUGUGUGUGUGUUAGUAGUGGGGCUUGAACUCAGGGCCCAGGCUUUUUCACUCACAUGUGGUGCUCUGGCACUUGAGACACAACUCCACUUCUAGCUUUUUGCUAGUUAGUUGGAGAACAAGGCCUUAAUGAGACUGUUUUUGUUCCGGCUGGCUUCAAACCACAGUCCUCAGAUCUUGGCCUUGUGAAUAGCUUUGAGUCCAGGCAUGAGCCCCUGGAGCCUGGCUCUUGUUUCUUCUUUUCAAAGGCACAUGGUAUGAGUAUGGGAUCAAGGUCUGGGGGAGAUGGCUUCCUUUCUGAUUCUAAUCAUACACUUGGAUAGAAGACUGAACUCAGGGCUACUCUGUUGGGGAAACCAGAGUGCUGACUGCAUGCUGCAACUUGGAUUAAACUCAAAAGCUGC